Dacryopinax primogenitus is the source of this 1347-nucleotide messenger RNA. Its product is annotated as kinase-like protein. The record is from RefSeq and is a predicted model, not a curated record. Gene Ontology annotation, biological process: protein phosphorylation. The transcript has 5 exons. NCBI's taxonomy places the organism in Eukaryota, Fungi, Basidiomycota, Dacrymycetes, Dacrymycetales, Dacrymycetaceae. Gene Ontology annotation, molecular function: protein kinase activity; ATP binding. The coding region runs from base 1 to 1347 and encodes 448 amino acids.
AUGGAGAAGCAGGGUACGUACGAGACAUCCAUUUUGCACGUGAACGACGAUCUCAAUAUUACAUGCGCAUAUCCACCAGACCUCCGCGUUGCAGGCGUCCUUAAGCUCUUCGAGUCCAUUUCUGUGAGCGUGAUUGAAUGCACACGCAUAGGAAAUUUCCCCAUCGAUGGAGGAGGUUAUGCGGACGUCUGGAGGGGGAAGCGGUCUUCAGAUGGGAUGGAAGUUGCAUUGAAAGGCUUGAGAAUCAAUCAUGAGGAUCAGGUUCUCAUCAAGCUCUUGAUCCGGGAGAUCUCCAUCUGGUCCACACUCGACCAUCCCAAUGUUCUCCCUUUCCUCGGUCUCAGUAUUCAACCGGGAUGGCGGAUACCUUGCCUCGUCUCUCCAUGGUUGACGCAUGGGAAUGUCAUGAAGUACCUGGAGUUGCAUGACGACGCUGAUCGAGCGGAAUUGAUUGACGGGGUGGCCGAUGGCCUCAAAUAUCUCCAUGAGAAGGGUGUGGUACACGGUGACGUGAAAGGGGCCAACAUACUCGUCGCUAGUGAUGGACAUCCUGUACUGGCCGACUUUGGCCUCUCCGUCAUGGAAGAACAGAACAGCCAAGGGCAGACCACAACCCAGACGUUUGCAGGAUCCAUGAGGUGGAUGGCACCGGAGCGAUUGGCACCUGAUCAGUUUGGGAUGGGAGCACGCACGUCUCGGACAUUCGCCAGUGACAUCUAUUCUUUUGGCAUGACGAUCUAUGAGAUCUAUUCUGGCAAUCUCCCUUUCCACGAACUGGGCAACAUGGAAGCAUCGAUUGCGGUAGUCAAUGGACGGCGACCGGUGCAUCCCGGUGACGUGGCUAUUCAAAGGGGUCUGACACCAAACCUGUGGAUCUUCAUCACCCGUUGUUGGGAGCAGAAGCCAGAUGCUCGGCCGGAACUGUCUGAACUAGCGCAGGAUCUUGAUGGAUCUGUGGACACUGCAGAGAUAACCCACGCGUUGGCUGCGACCAGCGUUGCUGCCACUCCUCCGCCUGCAUAUUCUGCCUUUCCUGGUACUUCACCCCCGGAGCAUACAUUUGAAGUAUACCGGUGCGUGCAUGGCCAUGUACACAUCAGCUCAUGUCUGAUGUCCUGUAGACCGUGCCCCUUCUGUGAUCCAGACAACGAGUUUGGAUAUGUCUGCGAACACCGUAUACCUUGGCUAGAGGAUGCACACGAGACUUCACGAAAAGAGUAUGCUAUAGGCAACAUACCUAUUGGACAUUCGGAAUGCGUGACCUGCAGCAGGCUCGCGCCCAUCCGCAAAGGCGUCAAACGCGAUCGUUGUGCGUACCUCUGCGAAGUCACCCGGCACCCCCCUUGA